Messenger RNA from Varanus komodoensis (Komodo dragon), 4078 nucleotides. Its product is annotated as GDNF family receptor alpha-4-like. The record is from RefSeq and is a predicted model, not a curated record. The transcript is spliced from 8 exons. The coding region runs from base 135 to 1406 and encodes 423 amino acids. Gene Ontology annotation, biological process: nervous system development. Gene Ontology annotation, molecular function: signaling receptor activity. NCBI's taxonomy places the organism in Eukaryota, Metazoa, Chordata, Lepidosauria, Squamata, Varanidae. Gene Ontology annotation, cellular component: external side of plasma membrane; signaling receptor complex.
CCAAGGCGGGACGAAGGACGGUGGUUGCGAGCAGGUGGGCAAGCGAGGCUGGCUGGACGGAGUGAGCCUGCCGAGUUCGGAGACCACCUUGCAACGGAGCGACCCGAGCGACGCCGACUCGGUCUCCCUCCACCAUGGGACUGCCUCUGCUGCUGGGGCUGCUGCUCUCCCGAGCCGGAGGCUUCCUUGUUUCGUCCCUUGAACAGCCAAACAACUGCAUAACAGCUGAAAAUCUUUGUGUGGCUGACCCUGCCUGCAAUGCCGCUUAUCAGACCCUGCAAAACUGUUCUCCAUCCCUUGCUAAGAGCAAUUCCUUCCUUCUGCACCAUGAGGCCAGAAACAGAUGCCAAGAGGCAGAAACAAUGAUUAGAAACAGUUAUUUUGGAGAAUGCAAGUGCCACCGACGCAGCCGAAAGCAGAAGCGAUGCCUACAUAUCUACUGGACUGUUCAUUCCACUUUAGCACAAGAUGAGUUUUCUUUGGAGAUGUCUCCCUAUGAAGAUGUAGAAAAUGAAGAGUCUUUAACAGCAAAGUAUGACAAGCUGGCAACCCAAAUCUCAGGCGCGCAUAUGGCUGGAGACAGCGCAAAUCCCUGCCUGCAGGCCACAAACAUUUGCCACUUGGACCACAGGUGCCUGCGCCUGCGCUCACGCUAUGCCAAGAUCUGCAGCGCAGGCCACCCCUGCGAUCAGCGCAAGUGUCACCAAGGACUGAGGCUCUUUUUUGAGAGGGUCGAUUUGGAUUUCACCAAGAGGCUUCUUUUCUGCCCUUGUCAAGAUGAGGUUUGUGGCGAGCGGCGCUGGAACACCAUUGUCCCAGAGUGCUCUUUCCAGAGCGGCAGCAAACCAAACUGCCUCGUCCUGUUGGACGCGUGCCUGAAGGACAAUAUCUGCAAAUCCCAGCUGGCUGACUUCCAAGAACAGUGCAAGCCUUCAGGAGCGUCCACAGAUGGCUGCUCCCAGCACAAUCAUGCUGCAUGCCUGGAGGCUUACAUGGGGAUGGUUGGUACCCCCAUGACGCCCAAUUACGUCAGUAAUUCCAGUGCUGAGGUCACGCUGUGGUGCACCUGCAAGAACAGCGGCAACCGGGAAGAGGACUGUGAACGAAUCCUCAGCGCCUUUGCCAGCAACAGAUGCCUCAAAAGUGCAAUCCAGUCACAGAUGAGCCUACAGCAGAUGCCUACAGAGGGUCGGGAGCAACUGCGGUACUCUUCUUCUGUGAACAUCCAAGGAGAUGGCACCAGCACAGUUCUCACUGCAAAAGUGUAUUGGGAACCUGAAGAGAAGAUACAGCCAGAAGUUCCUGUACAUAAUCAAAAAUCGUUCUCAAAUUCUGUAUAUACUGGAGCUCAGCUUUCCUCGCUUUUGACCUUGACGCUGCUCCUUCUAUUACUCAGUCCACCGUAGCCUAAUGUGACUGGCAUUGCUCAUGCAUGUGACUGUCAUGCAUUUCCAGGAGAAAGGAAACUGGAUUUUUUCAUGCUAAAGAGGACACACCGAUCACUGCAAGCCUCUUCACAACCUGCACCCUUCUGCCAAGAACUCUUGACUGUUUCACACACUUUUCUAUGCAAUGUAGCCCUGGGGACUGGUUCUCUUUCCAGUGCCCCCAAAGGGGAAAAAGCAGGCAGAUGUGAGAUUUUAGGGAACUGUUUUAAAAAACUGAAAUCAAAGCAAUCAGGUAGAGGAGUCUGAUGCAUCUCUGAUCUAGCAAGUGAAAUGCUUUUUUGGCUUCGGGUUGCCACAAAAUCUGGAUGAUAUACUUUCCAGUGGUCCCUGCUGUAUAUUUGUCCAGUUCUUUAACACACAAAACAAAACUGAAGUUAAGGACCAUGGUAACUGAACUGUAGCCUCUGUGCUUGGUCUCUUUCUGUCCCACAUUUCUGCAUCUGUUACUGCUCCUCAGAAAUGUAAAGCACUUGAGCUAGAUGCUUCUGUGACAUAAAUCUUCCUUGUUCAGUAUUGUAUGACCCUUCUAGGCCUUCAGAAGAAUCAGCCUGCAGGCUUGCUGGGCACUACAAAUGCCUGGGCCACUGACCUUGUAUGCCCCAAGUCACAGCACAACGACCUCUGUAUGGAAUAAUCUAGUGUCCUUUCACAUGUCUCUGUACAUUCUGUGGUGUCGAUGAGCUAAUAACUCUGGAUGUAAAGGUUUGUGUGGUAACUGAGGUACAGGCAGAGAUGUGAAGACCUAGGGGGAAAUUAAGGCUUGCGGGGGAAAUUCUGAAGGGGAAAAAUGUUUCCAAAUUCUCCAAAAAUCCUUCGGGAAAUGUUUUUCCUGAAUUUUUCUGGUUCAUCUCUCCCCUUUGGUCUGUGGGUUCCCUCCCUUCCUCCACCCACCCACCCACCCACACAGACACAUUUACAUCUCUAGGUAUGGAAGAGCAAUUCAAACCCGCUACAUGUCACACCUACCUUGUUGGCUGGCUUUGGAAGGGAUAGAACACUAAUCCCAAUAACUUUCCUGUGAAAGAGCCACCAAACACCCUGUUUCUUCCCCAUUCUCCCUCAGAGAUGCAGUGCGGUGGUUGCCAGAGUUGACUGUCAUGUAUUCAUGAUCCAGGGCUCUAUCACAUUCAGUAGUGACAGUAAUCCCUUUAUGAAAUCUAGCAUGCUUUGCAUUUUUUUCAUCUAGGAAUAGGUGUCCUUUUACUCCUGCUCAGUGAAGGGGAGCUUCAUACCACCAACUGGCACACUGGUCUCAUUUCUAUGUGGGUUUACUGUAGCCUUGGUAUCAGCCAGGAAGAUACAGUUUGUGGAGACCUGCCAAUCCAUUCUGUUUAUUAUUAUUCCACCUCCUUAAUGAAGGCAAUUAUAAAGUAAUUUACUUCCAACCUUUAAAUGUCUGUAGUUGUUGUGACUAUAUGAGUAAGUGUGGAAGCAUGGCUUCUUAAAAAACAGAAGACAAGGAAUAUUAAAAGCAUUUCAAAUAUUAAAGGAAUUUUUUACAGUUGAACUUGGCAAUACAAUACCAGCACAGGUUAUGUAUUAGCUCCUGGCAUUUAAAGUGUUGUGGGAAUCCAGACUUUUUUGAAGAGGCCUAAAAUCUAGUAGCGUAAAUACUUUUCUUAACGAGAAAUGUUACCCCCAGUAGGGUAGGCAAGUCCAGAAUGGAAAAACUAUGAAAAGUCCUAAACUUAAAUUCUGUCACUAUGUAGAUUGUCAAAACAUUUUUUGCUUACUUUCUUCACUCUUGAUUUUCAUCAUGGCUCAGUUUUCAAAUCAGGCCUUUUAUAUACCCUUUUUAUGCAACCACUGCACUCAAAGUAGAUUCACAGCAGAUAUAUAAAACAACACAGCAACUAAAUCAGAUUACAAAAUUAAAAUUCAACAGUUGUAAUGAAUGCACAUAGACAGUUACUAAGAUUUCAAGGGCAUCCUCGGUUUCAUGGCAGGGGCAGCACCCAUGUAUGGAAGGGGAGGCCUUAUAGUUUGUUCCCUCUGCCCUUCCCCAGUUCGGCUAGAUAGGAGUCUCCUUAAAUCCACGCACACUUCUGCACCCGCAUCUAUGCCUAUCUGUCUCACCUCAAUACAAAUGACUUGUGUUGCUGUAGCACAGGUUCCUUGCACAAAGCUGGAGAGGGGACAUUGGAUGCAGCUAGAGAGACAUGCACACGUUACUCCAGUGGCCUCUUGCAUUGCAUGUUUACCUACGCAGGUAGGGAAAAACGGUUUUCCUUGCAUGUGCAGCAGGCUGGAGCUAGUCCCAAACUGUCUCUGUUCCUAGCCUAUUCCACUGGGGGUUGCCUUUCUGAUAGCUGGGAUCUUCUGUACCUGAAGUGUUGAGUCUCUGUUGAUGUUUCAGUGUUUGUGGCACUAUUUUAUAGUACUUACAUGGUUAUUACUGUUGUAUUUCAUCUAUAUUGAGUACGUCAGCAACUCCCACACCUCUAUUCAAAAGGGAAAGUGCAAACCAAAUAGAAAUCCUUAAAAUGUUAUCAAGUGUCUUCGAUGCACAAUCUAAGUCUCUUAGCAAACAGAGGAAGUGGGAACAUUCCGAGCGGCUGUAAUGUAAAUUCCAGUAUCUUACCAAUGUGAUUCAGCCCAUAAUAUCCAAAAUAAAGUUUAUGUUAUAACUC